Molecule: messenger RNA, 279 nt
Organism: Brenthis ino (lesser marbled fritillary)
Lineage: Eukaryota; Metazoa; Arthropoda; Insecta; Lepidoptera; Nymphalidae
Source: the annotation of a GenBank genome assembly
AUGGUGUUUGUGUGCAGCAGCGGGCGCGUCGCCGUACUCCAUGGGCGCGGCGUCGGGCACGGCCACGCCCAUGAUGUCGCCGGCGCCCACGCAGGACUCCAUGGGCUACUCGCUGCCCGCGCCUCCCUACGACCAGCCGCAGCCGCCCUACGACGCCUCCAUGGCGUACGACCCCAUGCACCAGGACCUGUCGCCCUAGGUCACACGACCUGGACAGAUCCAGAAUCGUGCAGCUUCCACAAAAUUGCCAUUACUAUAAAGCGAUACCGAGAUAGCUCA